ACACCCUGACAAGCGGAAGGCAAGAGAAGGGGUAAUAUAGGGAUUGGAAAGAGUAGUGUGUGGAGCAAAGGAUGACCUAAAUACCCUCAAAAUUGGCUAACCCUAAGCAGCAGAUCUCUCCACCAUCGAAGGCCUCAUAACUGUCCUUUUUUGCCCCUGUAAUUCGCAGUCUUCCCCUUCUCUGCCCUUCACCUUUACAGGUUAUUCCUGUUGCGUAUUUGAUUUAUUAUGGAGCAUAAUGAUUUACUGUUGAGGCAGAAUCAAUACUUGGAACCAGGACAUAGUUGCAGUUCAGUAUUAGUUCAUAGUCAUAAUUUUGAUUUGUCAGACAUCAACGGUCAUAAUUUGGAUGUGGAUGUUGCCAAUGACUAUGUUGGAGACUUCAGCUUAGGACACACUGAUGACCAACUAGUUCUCAGUCAGGCCAAUGAACAUGAUUCAGUUCAGCGACAUGGAGAUGUUCACUAUUUUAAAGAGAAUGGAGCAUAUUUUGAUAGAGAAGACAAUGCUGAUAUUAAUCAAAACAAUACUAAUGUUGAGGACCAUGAAAAUCACUUGACUGGCACAGAUCAAAGCCAUGAAGUAGGUUCACGAGAGAAUCAUGAAUUGGCUACAGUAGAGUAUGCUGAUAUUAAUGAAAAUCAGGAGAUGGGUAUUGUUCAAAUCUCAGAUGAGAAUUUUCAGCAGCCACUGAUAGUGAGAGAUCCACCUAUCCUUCAGUCUCAAGCGCUAGAACUGACUGUUGGGCAAGAGUUUCCUGAUGUUCACAGCUGCCGAAGAGCACUCAGAGAUGCAGCGAUUGCUUUUCACUUUGAGAUGCAAACAAUCAAGUCUGACAAAACUCGUUUCACUGCUAAAUGUGCAAGUGAGGGAUGCCCUUGGCGAAUUCAUGUGGCAAAGCUCCCAGGUGUUCCUACAUUCACUAUCAGGACUAUUCAUGAGGAACAUACUUGUGGUGGAAUUACACAUCUCGGUCAUCUGCAAGCCUCCGUCCAAUGGGUUGCAGACUCCAUGGAACAGCGCCUCAAAGAGAACCCUCAUUACACGCCAAAGGAGAUACUUGAGGAGAUACAUCGAGUUCAUGGGAUCACAUUAUCCUACAAGCAAGCCUGGAGGGCAAAGGAGCGGUUCUUGGCUACUGUUCGUGGAUCAUUCGAGGAAGAGUAUCACCUCCUCCCACUUUAUUGUGAUCAGCUACGAAGGACGAAUCCAGGAAGCAUUGCAGUGGUUUAUGGGAAUCCUGUUGACAAUUGUUUUGAACGGCUAUUUAUCUCAUUCCAAGCAUCAAUAGAUGGAUUUUUGAAUGGAUGCUGGCCUCUUAUUGGACUUGAUAGAACUCUUCUGAGAAGCAAGUAUGUCGGGACCUUGCUUUUUGCCACUGGUUUUGAUGGUGAUAGCACUGCAUUUCCUUUGGCAUUUGGCGUGGUUGAUAAUGAAAAUGACGAUAACUGGAUGUGGUUCCUUUCUGAGCUGCAUAACUUGCUUGAAGCCAACACAGAAAACAUGCCUAAGCUUACAAUUCUUUCGGACAGACAGAAGGGUAUUGUUGACGGAAUAGAAGUAAACUUCCCAACAGCUUUUCAUGGAUUCUGCUUGCAUUUUCUUGCAGAAAGUUUCCGCAAGGAGUUCAACAACACCAUCCUAAUUAACCUUUUCUGGGAAGCUGCUAACGCUCUCACUGUAAUGGAGUUUGAGCAAAAAAUCUUUCUGAUUGAGGAGAUGUCACCGCAAGCAGCAUGUUGGGUAAGAAGCAUUGACCCGUGCUUGUGGGCUACGGCAUGUUUUGAAGGAACAAGACUUGGACAGCUAACAGCUAACAUUGUUGAAUCUUUAAAUGCUCUGAUACUGGAAUCCUCUGGACUUCCAAUAAUUCAAAUGAUGGAGUAUAUUCGUCGACAGUUGAUGACAUUGAUCAAUGAGCGGCGUGAAACAAGUUUGCAGUGGGCAAGCACACUCGUUCCAUCUGCUGAAUUGCAAGUCUCCGAAGCUAUCAAGCGUGCACACAAUUGCCAUGUUCUCAAAGCAAACGAUGCUGAGUUUGAAGUUGCCUCCAGAGAAGGAUCGCAUAUAGUGAACAUUCGUAGCCGUCAGUGUUCGUGUCGUGGAUGGCAGCUACGUGGCUUGCCCUGUGAUCAUGCUGUGGCAGCUCUCAUGUUUUGCAGGCAGAAUGUUUAUCGGUUUGCUGAAAGCUGUUUCACUGUGGCAAAUUAUCGCAAGGCAUACUCCCAGACCAUACACCCAAUUCCGGAUAAAGCCCUUUGGAGGAAUGAAGGCUAUAACGAUGUUGGGCCCAGGAUAAACCCGCCAAGGUCCUUCCGGCCACCGCCAGGAAAAUCAAGGAAAAAGAGAGUGCGUUCAGAAGAUGGUGGGCGAGUUAAACGACCAGUUCAUUGCAGCCGCUGUCAUCAGACUGGACAUUUUAGAACAACAUGUACAGUCCCCAUAUAGAUGUUGGUAUUCAAGUUCCUAUACUUAGAACAGAGAAUUAGGCUUUUCUCUGUUCCUUUUGCUUUUGGGGUCACCCUCUACAGUACACAGAGUUUUGGUACUUAAGAUUUAUUACCACCUUCAUACAUUAGUUGGUUUAAAAAAUUCAAUUGAGGUAGGCGAUAUUUUGGAAUGUAUAUGAUAAUUUAGAUUUUUGGAUCAACUUUUAAUUAUUCUUAUAUGGGAAUACUGCUCGUUCUUUUGCAAA
Molecule: messenger RNA, 2695 nt
Organism: Hevea brasiliensis (rubber tree)
Lineage: Eukaryota; Viridiplantae; Streptophyta; Magnoliopsida; Malpighiales; Euphorbiaceae
Exons: 2
Coding region: 229-2448 (739 amino acids)
Molecular function (GO): zinc ion binding
Source: RefSeq, a predicted model, not a curated record